CACUCAGACUAUGUCCUGACAAAUUUGGGGCUUUCCAGGAGGUGUAAAUUCGUGGAUAACAAAACCUGGCACAUCCACCAGUGCCUGGAAUUCCUGCAGGCUCAUACAGACCUCAUGGAUGCCCUGUGUGGGAAAGCUCAGRCACUCCACAGGUUGUCUGCUGACAGAGCUCCUUUCAUUUUCACUUUUCUGGCUUCUGGGAACUGUGCAGCUCCACCCGUGGCUGCAGAAGCGUGUCCAUCGCAGAGGCUCCGGGUGUGUGUUUGCAGUAGCCUCCGGAAGCAGCCCCAGCUGCCCAGGCGGGARCGCAGAGCCCGGGACGCGCAGCGCAGGAAAGCCGGGGCUGGCGGCUGGAAACUGCUCCGCGCUGCCGCGGGCGCUGGGGACGCGCUGUGUGACCCCGCUGUGUGCCGCAGAUGUCGCGGGCGCCGAGGCCCCGCUGUGCCCCGCUGAUCCCGCAGCCCCGCGGCGGGCGGGCGCAGCGCGCCGUGUACCUGCUGCUGGCGCUCUGUGCCGGGGCUCUGCUCCUCGCCCGGCAGCCCCUGGUCCCCACCGCCCGCAGCCUCACCGGACACUUCGCCACCCUCCAGAUCGGGGCGCUGCUCAAGGGCGCCUGCUACCUGGCCGAGGAGAUCUUCCACCUCCACUCCAGGCACCACGGCAGCUUCUGGAGGGCCCUGAGCACCUGCUUCCCCCCACACUGGCACGGGCCCAUGCUGCUCGUCUGUGGCUCAGCCUAUGUGGCUCUCCUCGGUGAUGGGCAGCUGCUYGGCCUCCACCUCAUCCUGGCCAGUCUGUGCCAGCUCCUCAUCCUCGCCCUGGGGCUCCAGAAGCCCUCAGCAGUGGAGAUGUCUGAGAUGUCCGAGAGGUCCAAGCAGAACGUCGCUCAUGGGCUUGCCUGGUCCUAUUACAUUGGGUACCUAAAAAUAGUCCUGCCACGGAUGAAACAGUCCAUGGAGGAAUUCUGCAGAGCCCAUCCCAACCUGCUGGYAUGCAGGAAGACCUGGAAGCUCCACAUCUUGGUCCCUCUGAGCUGUGAUAUCUAUGAUGACCUGGAGAAAGCUGACAGCAAUAUCCAGUAUGUGACAGACCUCACUGAAACCACCCUGGCCCGAGCUGGCACCAAAAAGAGGGUCUACAAACACAGCCUCUAYGCAAUCAGGGAUGAAGAAAACCAGCUCUGGCACUGUGCUGUGGAAUAUGCCACCCCACUGCAGUCCCUGUACGCCAUGUCCCAGGAUGAGUGUGCUGCCUUCAGCCGGGAGGAGCGCCUGGAGCAGACCAAGCUUUUCUACAGGACCCUGGAGGAGAUCCUGAAAGGCUCCAAGGAGUGUGCAGAUGCUUACCGGCUCAUUGCCUACGAGGAGCCAGAAGAAGCAGAGACCCACUUCUUGUCCAGAGAGAUCYUGUGGCACUUGCGGCAGGAGCACCUCGAGGAGGUCGCUGUGCCCGAGGUGAACCACCCACACACCCCAUCCACAACCCUGGACUCUGCAGAGCUCAACCUCCAGAUCAGUGUGUCGGACCUGCCACAGUCACUGCGCACUGAUGGCUUCUAACACACAGCCUGUACCACCCCUGGGGGCUCCAGUCACCCUUCCCCAGCCCCCUUCCUCUCGGGGCACGUGCUGUCCAUGGCAGUGAUCCCCAGCUCCCUCCCAAACCUCCUGUGCAUCAUGGUUACUGGAGCAGCUGACUCAGCCCACAGCCCUGUGACAUGCUUCCCAUUUUCUUUGUUAUGUACAGCUCAUAUAUUC
Messenger RNA from Malurus melanocephalus (red-backed fairy wren), 1757 nucleotides. RefSeq names its product stimulator of interferon response cGAMP interactor 1 (gene STING1). Lineage: Eukaryota; Metazoa; Chordata; Aves; Passeriformes; Maluridae. The record is from RefSeq and is a predicted model, not a curated record. The coding region runs from base 417 to 1559 and encodes 380 amino acids. Gene Ontology annotation, biological process: defense response to virus; reticulophagy; positive regulation of macroautophagy. Gene Ontology annotation, cellular component: autophagosome; endoplasmic reticulum membrane. The transcript is spliced from 7 exons. Gene Ontology annotation, molecular function: cyclic-di-GMP binding; 2',3'-cyclic GMP-AMP binding.